Molecule: messenger RNA, 1994 nt
Organism: Dendroctonus ponderosae (mountain pine beetle)
Lineage: Eukaryota; Metazoa; Arthropoda; Insecta; Coleoptera; Curculionidae
Gene: Stam
Product: signal transducing adapter molecule 1
Exons: 9
Coding region: 221-1771 (516 amino acids)
Biological process (GO): protein transport to vacuole involved in ubiquitin-dependent protein catabolic process via the multivesicular body sorting pathway
Cellular component (GO): ESCRT-0 complex
Molecular function (GO): phosphatidylinositol binding; ubiquitin binding
Source: RefSeq, a predicted model, not a curated record
UAGCGGUAGACGUGGACAAGCCGCAGUUUACUGGCAACAUGGCACUUCAAUCAAAAUCCCAUGUCAAAUCGCACUGACAUUUCGUGCGCGUACAUAAAAAACAACAUCGAUAAACCUUAAUUAUCUGUUUUCGUUCAUUAAACUAUGAUUAAGUGCGACAUUGACGCGUUCCCGUUUUAAUUUGGCUCCAAGUUUUCAGCCCCCCAUAGUGCAUAGGGAAAUGAGACUAUUCGGUAACGCUACUGACGCAAUGAUCGUUGAAGAUGUGGAACAGGCAACCAGCGACAAGCUGGUUGAAGAGAACUGGCAGGUGAUAAUGAACAUUUGUGAUAAAGCAGGCAAGUCCAGUGAUGAUGCCAAGGCCUGGCUGAGGGCCAUUGUGAAGCGGCUUUACAACACUGACCCCCAUGUUGGGUUGAAGGCUGUCACGCUUCUAGAUGCCUGCAUAAAGAAUUCUGGAAAAAAUUUCCACGUCGAAGUGGCCUCCAGGGAGUUUGAGAACGAUUUCACUAAGCUCAUGACCAAGGGGCAUCCGCAGGUGGCCAGAAAACUGCGAGAAUCACUGAAGCGCUGGUGCGACAACGAGUUUAAAACCGACGUGCAGCUCAGUCUGAUCCCCGCAUUGUACCACAAGCUCAGAAGCUCUUAUGAUUUUACGUCCACAGAUACGCCCACAAAGACAAGACCAACGAAAACGAGCGAUCCAAACGCAGUGGAGUCCCAAGAGGAGGAGGACCAAAUCCUGAAAGCCAUCGCGCUGUCUUUAAAAGAAACUACCGGGUCGCCCAAGAGCACAUCAUUAGGCCAACCAGCCCCUUCUUUGUAUCCCACCGUGAACAAUUUGGCAGCUCUUUCGAUUUCUGCGCCCAACCCCCAACCAGCCAAGGAGCUUCGCAAAGUACGCGCCCUGUACGACUUUGAAGCGGCUGAAGACAACGAAUUAACGUUCAGUUCGGGGGAAAUAAUUAUGGUGAUUGACGAUUCCGACCCUAAUUGGUGGAAGGGCAACAACCAGAGGGGCGAAGGCCUGUUUCCGGCCAAUUUCGUUACGGCCGACCUUUCAGUGGAGCCAGAAAAGUUCCUGAUAGAAAAAGCCAAGAAAAGCGUGCAAUUUAAAGCAGAAGUGAAGGCGGAGGAAAAGGAGCCAGAAGACAUCGAAAUCAACGAGGACAAAAUCAACCGGCUGUUGCAUCUGCUGCAUGAGGCGGACCCGACUAAUCCGGAAACCGACACCGAUGAGUUGUUAAGUUUGGAAAGGGAAGUGAUUGCAAUGGGGCCCCUGAUCGACACAGAACUAGAGCGGGUGGACCGCAAACACGCACAACUAACUCAACUCAGCGCCAACCUUGUGGAGGCACUCGGGCUGUAUCACACCCUAAUGAGGGAGCCCCAAAUUCCCAACAGCUUUGAGCCCACAUACGGCUACGCCCCUGUAGCCCCGCGCCCAAAUCAGUUUCCGCAGCCGCCCAUGGGUAUGUACCAGAUGCAGGGGCCUCCGCAGGCCUACCAACCCCCGUUGCCGCAUCCCCAACCCUACCCGAUGCCCCAGAUGAUGCCCAAUCUCCCAAUGGGCGCUCCCCAGCCCGGCAGCGGCGCCCCGCACGGGUUUCCACCCGUAAUGGACGAGCGGAUGAUGGCUCAGUAUUCACAAGGAGUAGCACAGCCCCCGUUUCCCAACAGCGGCCCCUUUUCGCAGACAAACUUCCAGGGCGGUGUUACAGGCGCCCCUCAGCAGCCCCACUACGUCACGUCGAGCACCCACAUGCACUAGCGGAAUUACUAUAUUCUCUAAAUUAUUAUUUUAUCAGGCCCAAAGGCGGGUUGAUACGAAAUACAGUUAGAACGAAAAUUUCCGCUGAGCACUGAGCAACUAAAAAUCAAGUUAAGCCAAUAUAGGACCUGCAUUAUCUGUAUAUUAUUUAUUCGAAUGAGAGAUAGAUUUGUGAUUAUUCGUUGUGUAAAAAUAUACCAAUCAUUGCGAGUUAUUUUAAGAA